Messenger RNA from Penicillium argentinense, 7086 nucleotides. RefSeq names its product putative TOR pathway phosphatidylinositol 3-kinase TorA (gene tor). The transcript has 4 exons. Gene Ontology annotation, molecular function: protein binding; protein serine/threonine kinase activity; protein-containing complex binding. The record is from RefSeq and is a predicted model, not a curated record. Gene Ontology annotation, biological process: TOR signaling; protein phosphorylation; negative regulation of macroautophagy. NCBI's taxonomy places the organism in Eukaryota, Fungi, Ascomycota, Eurotiomycetes, Eurotiales, Aspergillaceae. The coding region runs from base 1 to 7086 and encodes 2361 amino acids. Gene Ontology annotation, cellular component: TORC1 complex; nucleus; TORC2 complex.
AUGGCGCAAACAGGCCCUAUUACCGACGUGACUCAGCGAUUAUUUACAGAGCUGAAGUCGAAGAACGAGGAGAUCCGACUUCGAGCUGCCUACGAGCUCUAUGACAACGUCCUCUCGGUCUCACGAGACUGGCCUUCCGAGAGGUUCGUGGAGUACUACAAUACGGUCAGCCAACGGAUCGCCCAGCUCGUGGUGACGGGUAACGAUGCGAAUGAACGAAUCGGCGGCCUCCUAGCACUUGACCGAUUGAUCGAUUUCGAUGGAGUCGACGCGGCCCAGAAAACAACACGCUUUGCCAGCUACCUACGGAGCGCCCUUCGAAGCAAUGACAAUGUCGUGUUGGUUUACGCAGCUCGGUCGCUGGGACGUCUGGCAAAGCCGGGUGGGGCUCUCACCGCGGAGUUAGUGGAAAGUGAGAUCCAGUCGGCUCUAGAAUGGCUGCAGUCAGAACGACAAGAAAGUCGGCGUUUCGCAGCUGUGCUUGUGAUCGGGGAGCUUGCGAAGGGUUCGCCGACACUUCUCUACGGCUUCGUACCCCAGAUCUUUGAGCUCGUCUGGGUUGCGCUACGAGACCCCAAGGUAUUGAUUCGAGAAACCGCAGCGGAGGCUGUUGGAAAAUGCUUCGAGAUCAUUGUCGCUCGUGAUGCACAAGUGCGGCAGUCUUGGUUCGCCAGGAUUUACGAUGAGGCACUGCUGGGUCUAAAAUCCCACAAUAUCGACUGGAUUCACGGAUCACUUUUAAUUCUGAAAGAGCUGAUUCUGAAGGGUACCAUGUUCAUGAAAGAGCACUAUAGAAAUGCUUGCGAAAUUGUCCUUCGCCUCAAGGACCACCGAGAUCCCAAGAUCCGCACCCAAGUCGUCCUUACCAUUCCUAUCCUAGCAUCCUACGCCCCUACCGACUUUAUCGAGACCUACCUACACCGAUUCAUGAUUUAUCUCCAAGCUCAACUCAAGAGGGACAAGGAGCGGAACUCGGCAUUUAUCGCGAUUGGCAAGAUUGCAAAUGCAGUUGGACCGGCAAUUGCAGGGUACCUUGAUGGAAUCAUCAUAUACAUCCGAGAGGGACUUGCUAUGAAAGCGAGGAGCCGGGCGAGCGUGAAUGAGGCCCCGAUGUUUGAGUGCAUCAGCAUGCUUUCCCUGGCUGUGGGGCAAGCCCUCAGCAAAUAUAUGGAGGCUCUUCUUGAUCCCAUCUUUGCUUGCGGCCUCAGCAAAUCAUUGACUCAGGCCCUGGUUGACAUGGCACACUACAUCCCCCCAAUCAAGCCCGCUAUUCAAGAAAAGCUCCUUGAUAUGCUGAGCAUCAUUCUGUGCGGAACGCCAUUUCGGCCACUGGGGUGUCCCGAGCAUCGCUUGCCUCCAAUGCCCUCGUUUGCGAAGGACUUUGCAGCCCAAGACUCCCACACCGACCCUGAGAUUGCGCUGGCUCUCCACACCCUCGGAAGCUUUGACUUCUCUGGCCAUAUCUUGAACGAGUUUGUGCGCGAUGUUGCCAUCAACUAUGUCGAAAACGAUAAUCCUGAGAUUCGGAAAGCAUCGGCACUCACUUGCUGUCAGCUCUUCGUGCACGACCCGAUUAUCAACCAGACUAGUGGUCACUCGAUCCAGGUCGUCAGUGAAGUGAUUGACAAGCUUCUGACCGUUGGCAUCGGCGACCCCGAUCCAGAAAUCCGGCGGACUGUACUGUGGUCAUUGGAUCGCAAGUUCGAUCGUCAUUUGGCGCGACCAGAAAAUAUUCGCUGUUUAUUCCUGGCAGUCAAUGAUGAGGUUUUCGAAGUCAAAGAAGCCGCGAUAUGUAUUAUCGGUCGUCUCUCCAGUGUCAACCCAGCAUAUGUCUUCCCACCACUGCGAAAACUGUUGGUCAACCUUCUGACCGGGCUAGGCUUUGCCAACACGGCUCGCCAAAAAGAAGAGACCGCGCAGCUGAUCAGCCUGUUCGUCUCCAAUGCAACCAAGCUCAUCAGGUCCUACGUCGACCCCAUGGUAACAGCACUGUUGCCAAAGUCAACAGACACCAAUCCCGGCGUUGCUGCCGUCACGUUGAAAGCGGUUGGCGAGCUCGCCAAUGUUGGCGGAGGCGAAAUGAGGCGGUAUCUUCCACAGAUCAUGCCCAUUAUCUUGGAUUCACUCCAGGAUCUUUCUUCUCAUACAAAACGUGAAGCCGCGUUGAAGACUUUGGGACAACUAGCUGGCAACUCGGGCUACGUCAUCGAGCCUUAUAUUGAUUAUCCUCAUCUUCUCGAUGUUUUGAUCAACAUAAUCAAGACCGAGCCCACAGGAGCUUUGAGAAAAGAAACCAUCAAGCUCGUCGGUGUCCUUGGAGCUCUGGAUCCCUACAAAUACCAGCAAAUCAGUGACAUUGAGCCCGAUGUCCACCACAUCAAUGAAAUACAGAAUGUCUCGGAUGUUGCCUUAAUCAUGCAGGGCCUCACUCCCUCCAACGAGGAGUAUUACCCCACCGUGGUCAUCCAUACCUUGCUGCAAAAUAUCUUGCGUGAGAACUCCCUGGUCCAAUACCAUUCUGCUGUCAUCGAUGCCAUUGUAACUAUCUUCAAGACCCUUGGUCUUAAGUGUGUUCCGUUCCUUGGGCAAAUCGUCCCGGCUUUCAUUUCGGUCAUAAGGAGCUCUCCACCUAGCCGUCUUGAGUCUUACUUCAACCAGAUGGCCAUCUUAGUUAACAUUGUGCGGCAGCACAUUCGUGCAUUCCUACCAGAAAUUAUUGACGUGAUCCGUGAAUUCUGGGAUGCUUCCUACCAAGUCCAAGGUACUAUCCUAUCUCUGGUCGAAGCCAUUGCUAGGUCUCUCGAAGGAGAAUUCAGAAAGUUUCUCGCUCGCCUGGUUCCGUUGAUGCUUGAUACUUUAGAGAAGGACUCAACACCACGCCGUCAACCAUCAGAGAAAAUUCUCCAUGCUUUCCUGAUCUUUGGAUCUAGUGGCGAGGAAUACAUGCACCUGAUAAUUCCUUCCAUUGUCCGUCUCUUUGAUCGACAACAAAAUCCGCAAAGUAUCCGCAAAUCUGCGAUUGACAGCCUGACAAAGCUUUCUCGUCAAGUGAACGUUUCCGACUUUGCAUCUCUCAUGGUCCAUUCCCUAUCACGGGUAGUUGCUAGCGGGGACCGAGUAUUGCGACAGGCUGCUCUAGACUGCGUUUGCGCACUCAUUUUCCAGCUUGGGCAAGACUUUACUCACUACAUCCAUCUAUUGAACAAGGUCCUCAAGCAGCACCAGAUCACACAUGUCAACUACCAGAUCCUGGUGACGAAGCUCCAAAAGGGAGAUCCACUGCCUCAAGAUCUGAAUCCUGAAGAAAAUUACGCCUAUCCUGCCGAUGACACCAGCUUCGCGGAAAUUGGCCAGAAGAAGAUUGUUGUGAAUCAGCAACACCUGAAGAAUGCUUGGGAUGCGUCACAAAAGUCCACCCGGGAAGAUUGGCAAGAGUGGAUUCGUCGUUUCAGCGUAGAGCUUCUCAAGGAAUCUCCAUCCCCAGCUCUGCGGGCAUGUGCCAGUUUGGCUGGCAUUUACCAACCGCUCGCUAGGGAUCUUUUCAACGCUGCAUUCGUGUCUUGCUGGACCGAACUUUAUGACCAGUAUCAAGAGGAGCUGGUCCGAUCGAUCGAAAAGGCACUUACGUCGCCAAACAUCUCCCCCGAGAUUCUUCAAAUUCUUCUCAAUCUUGCUGAGUUCAUGGAACAUGACGACAAAGCACUCCCAAUUGACAUUCGGACACUUGGGAAAUAUGCUGCGAAGUGCCAUGCUUUCGCCAAAGCACUCCAUUACAAGGAGCUUGAGUUUGAGCAAGAUCAAAAUUCGGGUGCUGUUGAAGCUCUCAUCACCAUCAACAACCAGUUGCAGCAAUCAGAUGCCGCUAUUGGUAUUUUGCGCAAGGCACAAGCCUACCGUGACGUGGAGCUAAAGGAAACCUGGUUCGAGAAGCUUCAACGAUGGGAUGAGGCCUUGGCUGCCUAUAAACGCCGCGAGAAAACCGACCCCGACAGCUUCGGUAUCACCAUGGGUAAGAUGCGCUGUUUACACGCUCUUGGAGAAUGGAAGGUUCUUUCAGACCUGGCGCAAGAGAAAUGGAAUCAAGCAUCACUGGAGCACCGUCGGGCUAUCGCUCCUCUGGCCGCUGCUGCCGCAUGGGGCCGUGGACAGUGGGAGCUCAUGGAUUCCUAUCUUGGUGUCAUGAAGGAGCAAUCUCCGGAUCGGUCCUUCUUCGGCGCCAUCCUCGCCAUCCACCGCAACCAGUUCGACGAAGCCAACAUGUACAUUGAAAAGGCACGAAAUGGGCUCGACACAGAGUUGUCUGCGCUCCUUGGAGAAUCGUACAACCGGGCAUACAACGUUGUCGUCCGAGUCCAGAUGCUUGCCGAGUUGGAGGAGAUCAUCACAUACAAGCAGAAUGUCGGAGAUCCAGAGAAGCAAGAGGCCAUGCGCCAAACCUGGAAUCAGCGGCUGCUUGGAUGCCAGCAGAAUGUGGAGGUGUGGCAACGCAUGUUCAAGGUCAGGGCUCUCGUCACUGCGCCGCGUGAGAACCUUGAUAUGUCAAUCAAGUUCGCCAAUCUCUGCCGCAAGUCUAAUCGCAUGGCCCUUGCGGAGAGAUCGCUUGCUUCGCUCGAAACAGUCGUUUCAGAUGCUUCUGGUACCCGUACCAUCUCGCCUCCCGAAGUUACAUAUGCUCGACUGAAGUUCAGCUGGGCAAAUGGACAUCAGCAAGACGCCCUCGAGAUGCUCAAAGAAUUCACUGCUGAUUUGAGUGAUGACUUGUCCAAAUACAACACCCUGAUGGUCUCACACAAUGAGCACCACGGAAUCAAUGGCGUGAACGGUAUGGCAGACCCGACCCAUCCUGAAGCCAUCAACCUGCGUGAACGGGUUGGUGAUGUCGCCAAGUUCAAAAGGUUGCUCUCCAAGAGUUACCUGCGUCUAGGAGAGUGGCAAACUGCUCUUCAGAAGGGCGAUUGGCGAGCAGAGUAUGUUCGUGAGGUGCUCAGUGCCUACUCAGCAGCUACCCAGUAUAAUCGCGAUUCAUACAAAGCCUGGCACUCUUGGGCUUUGGCAAACUUUGAGGUUGUCACGACAAUUUCGAAUCAAGCCAACCGAGACACCAAGCCUGCUCCAGUCCCUGCGCACAUUGUAACAGAGCACGUCAUUCCUGCCAUUCGUGGUUUCCUGCGGUCUAUCGCGUUGUCCUCAACUUCUUCCUUACAAGACACUCUGAGAUUGCUUACGCUGUGGUUCACUCACGGCGGCGACCACGAGGUCAAUACUGUUGUUACUGAGGGAUUCACCAGCGUCAACAUCGAUACCUGGCUCGCCGUCACUCCUCAGCUGAUUGCGCGAAUCAAUCAACCCAACAUUAGGGUUCGCGGGUCGGUUCAUCGACUCCUCGCCGAAGUUGGCAAAACACAUCCCCAGGCCUUGGUCUAUCCAUUGACGGUGGCUAUGAAAUCAAAUGUGACUCGCCGCUCGCAGUCAGCCAGCAACAUCAUGGAAAGCAUGCGGCAGCAUAGUGCCAAGCUUGUUGAGCAAGCCGAUCUUGUCAGUCACGAGUUGAUCCGAGUUGCCGUAUUGUGGCAUGAACUCUGGCAUGAAGGCCUGGAAGAAGCGUCGCGCCUCUACUUCGGUGAUUCUAAUGUCGAGGUGUCUUUUGCGCAGGCGUUUGGCCGUGACCUCGCAGAAGCCAAGCAUUACUGCAUGCUUUACCGUCAAACACAGGAGAUCGGUGAUCUCAACCAGGCGUGGGAUCUCUACUAUACUGUGUUCCGCAAGAUCAGCCGACAACUUCCGCAGCUGUCGAUCCUUGAUCUCAAAUACGUCUCACCCCGCCUCAAGGACUGCUCUGAUCUCGACUUAGCUGUUCCGGGAACUUACCAGAGUGGUCGCCCCGUCAUUCGUAUCAUCAGCUUCGACCCUAUCCUGCAUGUUUUGCAAACCAAGAAGCGCCCUCGCCGGAUGACUCUCAAGGGUAGCAAUGGAAGUUCAUACAUGUACGCUCUCAAGGGUCACGAGGAUAUUCGACAAGAUGAACGAGUAAUGCAGCUCUUUGGUCUCUGCAACACUCUUCUGGAUAAUGACGGCGAGAGCUUCAAGCGUCAUCUCUCCGUCCAGCGAUUUCCCGCGAUUCCCUUGUCUCAGAGCUCUGGUCUCCUGGGAUGGGUAUCAAACAGUGACACCUUGCACGCAUUGAUCAAAGAGUACCGUGAAAGUCGCCGCAUUCUACUCAAUAUUGAGCAUCGCAUCAUGCUUCAAAUGGCGCCGGACUACGAUAGCCUCACACUGAUGCAGAAGGUUGAGGUCUUCGGGUAUGCCAUGGACAAUACCACCGGCAAGGACUUGUAUCGGGUGCUAUGGCUCAAGAGUAAGAGCUCUGAAGCCUGGCUUGAGCGACGUACAAACUAUACUCGAUCAUUGGGUGUUAUGUCCAUGGUCGGCUACAUUCUGGGUCUUGGUGACCGUCAUCCUUCCAAUUUGCUGCUGGAUCGCAUGACUGGCCGUGUCGUUCAUAUUGAUUUCGGUGACUGUUUCGAGGUGGCCAUGCACCGUGAAAAGUAUCCCGAGCGGGUUCCAUUCCGUCUCACUCGCAUGUUGACUUUCGCGAUGGAAGUGAGCAACAUCGAGGGAAGCUACCGUAUUACGUGCGAGGCUGUGAUGCGUGUUCUCCGAGAGAACAAGGACUCCCUGAUGGCCGUUUUGGAAGCUUUCAUUCACGAUCCCUUGAUCAACUGGCGCCUUGGGGCUCAGGAAUCCCCCGACCGAGUUUCUCUCACAGCCGAACGCCGCCAGUCCAUCAUCGAAGGCAUCAACGCCGAACAUGGUGUCCAAUCCAACACUUACAACCGCCACCGUCGUCCAUCAAUCCUGGAAGGCGGCAUUCUUGAUACCCAAGAAGGAGUUCCGGCCGAGGCUCGUGAAGCUCAGAACGCGCGUGCUCUCCAGGUCCUUGCUAGGGUCAAGGAGAAGCUCACCGGACGCGACUUCAAGCACUAUGAAGAGCUCAACGUUAGCGACCAGGUUGACAAGCUGCUUGCGCAGGCUACCAGUGUGGAAAAUAUUUGCCAGCACUGGAUCGGCUGGUGCAGUUUUUGGUGA